UAGUCCGUGGGGUGUAGCGUUUUAAUGAUUAUUUUAUUAAAAAUACAUUAAUUAUUAUUUUACUUUAAUUAACUUAAAUAUAAAACUUUUAAAAUGGAUGACCAAGGAAGGAAAGUUAUCGUUUGUGACAACGGCACUGGUUUCGUAAAGUGCGGAUAUGCCGGCAGUAACUUCCCAGCGUUUAUUUUCCCAUCGAUGGUCGGCAGGCCGAUUAUCAGAGCAGAAAAUAAAAUCGGUGAUAUUGAUGUCAAGGAUUUGAUGGUUGGUGAUGAAGCUUCACAGUUACGAUCGAUGCUUGAAGUCAGCUAUCCUAUGGAGAACGGUGUGGUUCGCAAUUGGGAAGAUAUGUGUCACGUUUGGGACUACACCUUCGGGCCGAGCAAGAUGAACAUUGACCCCAAGGAGACUAAAAUAUUGUUGACGGAGCCGCCAAUGAACCCCACCAAAAAUAGGGAGAAAAUGAUCGAGGUUAUGUUCGAAAAAUAUGGGUUCGACAGUGCAUACAUCGCUAUACAAGCAGUAUUAACGCUCUACGCACAGGGUCUCAUUUCUGGAGUGGUUGUAGAUUCUGGUGACGGAGUAACUCACAUUUGCCCGGUGUACGAGGAGUUCGCUCUGCCCCAUCUCACUAGGAGGUUGGAUAUAGCUGGUAGAGAUAUCACGCGGUAUCUUAUAAAGCUACUGCUCCUCCGCGGUUACGCGUUCAACCACUCAGCGGACUUUGAGACCGUCCGUAUGAUGAAAGAAAAGUUGUGCUACAUCGGUUACAACGUAGAGCAAGAGCAGAGACUCGCUUGGGAGACCACGGUGCUUGUCGAACCUUAUGUGUUACCAGACGGUCGAGUAAUCAAAGUAGGCGGUGAAAGGUUCGAAGCCCCCGAAGCUUUAUUCCAGCCUCACCUCAUUAAUGUGGAGGGACAGGGUAUCGCUGAACUCGUUUUUAACACCAUACAGGCGGCCGACAUCGACAUGCGCAACGAGCUGUACAAGCACAUUGUGCUGUCGGGCGGCUCCACCAUGUACCCGGGCCUGCCGUCGCGCCUCGAGCGCGAGAUCAAGCAGCUCUACCUCGAGCGCGUGCUGCGGAACGACUCCGACAAGCUGGCCAAAUUCAAGAUCCGUAUUGAAGACCCGCCUCGCCGCAAGGACAUGGUGUUCAUCGGCGGCGCCGUGCUGGCCGAGGUCUGCAAGAACCGCGACAACUUCUGGCUCACGAGGCAGGAGUACCAGGAACAGGGUCUGUCCUGCCUUCGGAAACUCGGACCCAGAGCGAGUUAAUACCGCCAGCAGUAUCUUGUAUAUUUAAUCUACUUAAGGUCAUUUCCAAUACUUAUCAUAAUUGUUUUAUACUUAAUGAGAUUUAAUUAUUUAGAAAAAUGAAUUUAAUCGUAAAGUAUUAAGUUUCUUGCUCCCUAAAAGUGAUAAAAAGGCUGAAAACUUGGACGUAAAAGUGUUAAUUGCCGAAAACCAUCAAAAAAAAAAUAAAAAAUAGAUUUCUUUAUGUAAUCAAAUAUCUUUCAUUCAUUUUUGUAUCCGAAGUGCAAAAAAUACAUUGUUAUUUAUUCAAAUUAAUUUUACUAUAGAAAAAAUUAAACAUGUAUUACCUGACACUUAAAGAAAAUAAAGUUCUAAGACUGUAUGUUACUUUGCAUUUAAUGUAUACUUUGUCAAAAAUAUAAUUUAUACAACCAUAUAUCGAGGAAUAUGCAAUUGAGUAAAGACGAUAUGUAAAUUA
Molecule: messenger RNA, 1735 nt
Organism: Melitaea cinxia (Glanville fritillary)
Lineage: Eukaryota; Metazoa; Arthropoda; Insecta; Lepidoptera; Nymphalidae
Gene: Arp2
Product: actin-related protein 2
Exons: 11
Coding region: 94-1278 (394 amino acids)
Biological process (GO): Arp2/3 complex-mediated actin nucleation
Cellular component (GO): Arp2/3 protein complex; actin cortical patch
Molecular function (GO): actin filament binding
Source: RefSeq, a predicted model, not a curated record